This is a messenger RNA of Echinops telfairi (small Madagascar hedgehog), 255 nucleotides long. It is a transcript of the gene DEFB127, whose product is annotated as defensin beta 127. Lineage: Eukaryota; Metazoa; Chordata; Mammalia; Afrosoricida; Tenrecidae. The record is from RefSeq and is a predicted model, not a curated record.
AUGAGGCAACUCUUGAUUGUUGCAAUUCUGCUGUUCCAGAAAACCGCAGUUAUUGAACAACUUCAAAAAUGCUGGAAUAACUAUGUGCAAGGACACUGCAGAAAAAUCUGUAAAAUUACUGAAAUGCGUGAGACCUGUGGAAAUGGGAGAUAGUGUUUCCUCCGUAUCAAGGAAGCAAAGAGGCGUAAAAAAGUGACAAGGCCGCCUCGCCCACAGCUAAUGAUAUGUUCAUCAGUCCUGGGUUUCAUUAUAUGA